Guyanagaster necrorhizus is the source of this 522-nucleotide messenger RNA. RefSeq lists its product as uncharacterized. The record is from RefSeq and is a predicted model, not a curated record. The coding region runs from base 1 to 522 and encodes 173 amino acids. The transcript is spliced from 4 exons. Lineage: Eukaryota; Fungi; Basidiomycota; Agaricomycetes; Agaricales; Physalacriaceae.
AUGGCACGCCAACCUCGACGCCACCCGAAAUUGAAAGCCGUACCCAUCGGUUUGAAAAUACCGGGAUACCUAUCCACAUACACAUAUGGAGAAGCCGUGCACGACUUGGCCACAAAUAUCGCGUUCGGGACGCGUCCUACAGGAGAAGCAUACACGCUCACUCAUACACGGGCUAGGAGGCAGGUGGUUUUUUUUUUUGGCGCAGUUGCUUGCUCGGCGCCUAUGAAUUCGAAUUCGGAAUGGUGGGGAAGCACAAAGUUAGAACUUGCCUCUCUGAAGAUACGGGAGAUCGCGGCAGAAGGUUGCCGUCAGGGGCGAUUGGAUGCGGUACGGUCCUGGAGACGUGGUGGUGAUCCCCCUGCAGGUGAUAAGAAGAGGGGGUGGUGGCGGAAGGUGGCGGAGUGGCUUAGGACAAAGUGGUGCGACGAUGGGGUUGGUAACAUACGAGGGCGAGCGAGGGGCGUUGUUGUAUUUCAGACGAAGAAGGAGGGUUUCGCCGACGGGCGUCCAUCGUUGCCCUGA